Messenger RNA from Ichthyophthirius multifiliis, 741 nucleotides. RefSeq names its product peroxiredoxin 2, putative. Gene Ontology annotation, biological process: hydrogen peroxide catabolic process; cell redox homeostasis; response to oxidative stress. Lineage: Eukaryota; Ciliophora; Oligohymenophorea; Hymenostomatida. Gene Ontology annotation, cellular component: cytosol. The record is from RefSeq and is a predicted model, not a curated record. Gene Ontology annotation, molecular function: thioredoxin peroxidase activity. The transcript has a single exon.
AUGACAAGCAAAGCUUUCUUAGGUUAAAAAGCUCCUGAAUUUUCAACAGUUUCUGUAACUGAUAAAUUUGAAAAAAUAAGUUUAUCAGAUUUUGAAGGUAAAUGGUUACUUUUAUUUUUUUAUCCAAAUGAUUUCGGAUUUGUAUGCCCUACUGAAAUAUUACAAUUUUCUAAUCAUUCAGUCGAAUUAAAAAAAAUAAAUUGUGAAGUUUUAGGAUGCUCAAUAGGUUCUUAAUUCUAACAUCACGAAUGGCUUUCUAAACCUAAAUCAAAAGGAGGUAUAGCUAAUUUAUAAAUACCUUUAUUAGUUGAUAUUACAUAAUAAAUUUGUAGAGAUUAUGGUACUUUAAUACCGAAUGGACCUAGAAAAGGAUCUUGUUAUAGAGGUACUUUUAUAAUUGACCCAAGAGGAAUUAUUAGACAUAUAUCUAUUAAUGAUAUUCCUGUAGGAAGAAAUGUAGAUGAAAUAGUUAGACUUAUUUAAGGAUAUUAGUUUUAUGAAGAAUUCGGAGAAAUGUGUCCAGCCAAAUGGAAACCUCAUACUAAAUCAUAAGUACCUAAAGUUGACUAAAACAAAUUAAAAUAAUAUUGGGAAAACGAGCAUUUUUAAUAAUGAAAAAAUAAGUUUAAAUACUUAUUAAAAUAUGUAUUUAUUUUUUUUACUUUUGAUUUAUUUUAUAAUUUUUUUUUUUUUAUAUCUUUUUAAUUAUUAUAAAUUUUAUUUGUAAAAGUAAGAUAAAUU